Molecule: messenger RNA, 2220 nt
Organism: Cylicocyclus nassatus
Lineage: Eukaryota; Metazoa; Nematoda; Chromadorea; Rhabditida; Strongylidae
Source: the annotation of a GenBank genome assembly
UACAGCUUCAAUGUCCAGUUUCGAGUACACAAGUGUUUUUUACGAAGAAAAUUACGCUCCCUAUUGAUCGUCGAGUUCUUGCUGACCUUGCCAGAUGACACUGGUAGCACCACCACCACAACAGUGUCCAUCAAUGCCGUCUCCCACCUCAGUACCGAAUGGAGUCGCUCCAUCACCACCUCCACCUUGCUCAGGAUGCAUUAAGCUACAUGCAGAUAUCAAACAGAAUAUGCAACAAAUGAUGGAUAAAUUUGAUAUGAUCUAUAUGCGAUUGGAAAGUUUGAUGAAUGAAAAGGAAAAGAGUCGACUGCUCGUGCAAGAUCAAGAAAUGAGCGAGAGCGGAAGCGAUGAAAAAGAUGUACCUUCUCCGGCCGAUAGCCGUGCAUCUCCGAACACUGCGCAAGGUAGUCGCAAACGAAAACCGAAUAAGGAAGCUGUGCACAGAGUAUCAGAAGAUACCCAAGACAUGGCCAACCCUACCUCAGGGGUGUCCGAGGCUCCAGCUGCGUCGGCUACUCCUUCAACACCCGUAUCAACACCGGCCACCGUGCCAACAUCUGGUUUCGGCGACAGUAUGAGUUUUCUCAGUGGACAAAUGAUGGAUCCGUUGGCUCAACAGCAGCAAUUGCUCCAGUUCAUCAUGCAGCAGUCCCUAGGUGCUGCCGCAGCCAGUAGCACCCAUCCAGCUCCGGCAUCGACCCCUCAGGCAACACAAGGCGCUACUUCCAUGCCGAUGACCCCGUCAACCCCGGUGUCCAACGUGAAAAGCGAGCAACCCGACCCACAAGUGCUCAUGGAACAGCUCCAGCAACAAUUCAAAGAGAAAUUCGAGGAUGAGGAGACGAAUGCGUCGGUGUCUCGCUGUAGCAAUUGCAUGACAACGAAGACAACAGCGUGGAGGCGGGACAUGGCCGGAAAACUUGUUUGCAAUGCGUGUGGCCUUUACUACAGACUCCAUCGGACUCACCGCCCCGUACACAUGCGAAAAGACUUCAUUCAACAACGCUUCAGAAGAAAAAUCAAAGAGGAGGAGGUGAAUUCGCCUUCGGCCAUGCUCAACUCGCUGUUCAGCAUGUCACAACUGGCGAGCGGCACCAACCCGACAGCUUUCAACUUCUUGGAGCAGUUCAACCACAUGAACUCCGUGCAAGAGCAGUUGAACAGCACGGCUCCGGUCUGAUAGUGCCCUAGGGGCGCAGAAUCACAGACAGAACACAUACGAAGCCUUUACACUCAGUACUUCGCCUACAAUUGCCUAACCACCAUUGUUACUUGACUCAGUUGUUGAGUUGAUCAUCCUAGCCCAUUUACUCUCAGAUAACUCGUUUUCAGUUACUUUACACACAAUGUAUCCAUUUGUGCAAUCAUGUGCAAGCUAGGGUUUUCGUCGUUUACUCGUUCGUUUUGAACCAAAGCCGUUAUCUUGGUUUUUUCCAUUUUGUUGUAAGCCAACAUUCGUUCAUUUCAUUGUAAUAUCGUCGCAUUGCCUUCGGCCGGCCCCGCGUGUCUCUGAGCUUUACCCAUUUAUUAUUCCUUGCUUUUGUUGUGAUUAUUCCACAACCACCGUUGAUGUGGUGUUCAUGUAUCACUUUGUAUUUUCGAUGGCAUCUCGAAUCUAUGCAUUUCACUGACCAGAACCACGUAUCUCCGCUACUUACCCGCACAGCAUAACCACCGACUCAUUUCGAAGUAUUUGCGCAAGCCCAGACAGUAUUUCUUGCAUAAUCAGUCCCUAUUGCAGUAUUGACUACGUAAUUUCUGUUAGCUGUUGUUUUUUCUUGUAAAACGUCGACAUUCUCUCUCUACCGUAACUGUUGUACAUACGUUGAGCUUCUCUUCCUUUUUGAGAUCGCCUAGCGAUUUCGCUUAUCGCGUUGCGCGCACUCUGUUCGAGUCAUCGCGGAUAUGGUACAAGACAGAGAACACAGACAUCGCUCUGCCGUCUGCACUCUAUCCUUAUUGAAAACUGAGCAGAAAUGCACCAACGCGACUCCAAGCACCAGCCUUAGAAUUUCAUUGUCGUUCGUUAGCUAAUUGUGGUCGCUAAGGUUUGUCACCCUGUGAUCUGUAUUUCUAUAAUUUUGCACACUGCAUUCUUGUUGUUUCUCACUGGAAACAUAUCCUCUUGGAAUAAUAAUCAGCACGGUCCCCUUCCGCAUAAUUCUUUUUACUUUUUCUAUGCACAGGUUGAAGUAAAUAUGAUAUAAACAAUUUAUUGAC